Molecule: messenger RNA, 813 nt
Organism: Penicillium olsonii
Lineage: Eukaryota; Fungi; Ascomycota; Eurotiomycetes; Eurotiales; Aspergillaceae
Source: the annotation of a GenBank genome assembly
AUGAAGGUUUCUACUACGAUCUUGGCCACCGCGAUGCUGGCGGGUAGCGCCUUUGCCGCUCCGCGCAGCGGCCUGCUCGAUCGCUUGUAUGCGCGCGGUGCUCUGACACGCCGGUCCAUUCCAGCCGAGAAAGACAGCACUCUGCUCAGGGAGGAGUCCCAGCGAGCCAAUGUUGCAUACAGCAAGAACUGGGCGGGCGUUGUCCGUGAAGAUCCUCCUCCAAGUGCUACCUAUACCGCUGUUUCGGCAACUUUCACUGUCCCAACGCCAACAGCAACCGACAACUCCAAUGAAAUGCAAGCCGUGUCCGCUUGGGUCGGUAUCGAUGGAGAUACAUACACGGAGGCAAUUCUGCAGACUGGAAUCGACGCAUACGUCCAGAACGGCGAGCAAUCUUUCGAUGCCUGGUAUGAAUGGUACCCCAACAACGCGGAGAACUUCGACAUUGGUUUGACAGCCGGAGAUGUCAUCGUCGCGAUUGUCGAAUCCUCCUCGCCAAGCGAGGGAGUUGCCAUCAUUGAGAACAAAUCCAGCGGAAAGAGCGUCACCAAAACUCUCAAGGCGCCCUCCAGCACCGCCACUUUGGCCGGUCAAAACGCUGAGUGGAUUGUGGAGGACUUCAACUCCGGCAGCACCAUGGUUCCAUUGGCCAACUUCGACCGAGUUGACUUCACCGGGGCUGAGGCCAGGGCUGACAAUGGUCAGACCUUUGGUGUCAAGAACUCUGCUAUCUUGGACAUCCAACAAGAUGGCGAUGUGAAGGCUCACGUUGAAGUGACUGGUGACCACGAAUUCUCCGUCACAUACCAAUAG